GUGAGUCUUACCCUGCGAUCGAUUACAUAGCACAGCACAUACAUACACAGCUUUUCAAGUUCACCCGUUCGUCUAGCAUUUUUGUCCCAAAUUUAGUGCUGCUGCCAUGCUUUUCGAUUUGUGACCUGAGCAAACACAAAAAUGGUGCUGGGCGACGACAUCGAGGAGCAGAAGUCUGACUCAGACCCAGCGCCGCAGCAGUCGGAGAACAGCGCCGUCGAAGGCGAUUCGGCGCCGCCGGACGACGUGCAAGAUGUGAGCUCGGCCGACUCGCAGCCGGAGCCGCCAAAUUCGCCGAUCCAGGGUGCGUGUCCGCCGCCGCCGUCCGCCGAGCCGUGCACCACUUCGGAGCAGGAGGCGCGCAACGCCGCUGCCAGCCCUUUUCCGGACUCGUCGGCCGCCACUCAGCUUAUCCACUCGUGCACCGAAUUGGAGUCAGACGAGGACGCCGACGAGCUCGAGCACGACAACGUCGACCCCUGCACCCCCACUGAACAUGAUGAAAAUGAGGACGAGUACUCGUCUCCGGUUGCGCUGAAGGCAUCUGCACCUCACAGUCCGCCUUCCACGUCUUCCACCAGCAAAGACCACACGGAGACAGUGCUACCGUGGGGCGCGCACAAGGAGCGAUCGCCUUACCCGUCCAGCGUACACAUCGACAUGGACAUCCGACCUGGAGAAUAUGUUAUGCGUACUCUCUUUGCAGAGUUCACCGUGCAAGCUGAACGCAAAAUCGAGGUUGUCAUGGCAGAGCCGCAGGAGAAACCUCUGUCCAAGUCAUUGCAAAGAGGCGAAGACGCGCCAUUUGACCAGCUACUUGGCUCUUUUGGCUCGGUCGCCGAGCACUGCUUGCCAUCUCUACUCAAGACCCUUUUUGCGUGGUAUGAGCGGCAGAUCAGCAGCAACUCAGGCACCACCUCGCCUGCCUCAUCGGCCGCCUCGCCUGAGCAGAAGCGAGUGUCCACUGAAAGCAAGGGCAAGGCCAACGACCUGUCAAGUGCCGCUGAAGGCGAUGUCGCCACUGAAAAACGCGAUUUGGCUGUUGAGUUCCUCUUCUGCCUCGUCCUCAUUGAAAUCCUCAAGCAGCUGCCCUUCCACCCUGGGCAGGAGGACCUCGUCACCUCAAUCGAGAACCUUGCUUUCAGGCACUUCAAAUAUAGAGAAAGCGUACAAAGCAGCCCAAAUGCAGACAAUAUCCAUAUCAUGGCUGACCUCUACGCGGAAGUCAUUGGAGUUUUAGCUCAGUCCCGAUUCAUGUCGGUCCGAGCACGGUUCAUGACGGAACUGAACGCCCUGAGGAGUAGGGAGCCGAGUCAAGCCACAACGCAGUCAGUAAUUUCUCUUCUCAUGGGAAUGAAGUUCUUCCGCGUAAAAAUGGUGCCUAUUGAAGAAUUUGAGGCCUCUUUCCAGUUCAUGCAGGAGUGCGCGCAGUACUUCCUGGAAGUCAAAGACAAAGAUAUCAAACACGCGCUCGCUGGUCUCUUUGUCGAAAUUCUCAUUCCUGUUGCCGCUUCCGUCAAAAACGAAGUGAACGUUCCCUGUUUGAAAAACUUCGUUGACAUGCUGUACCCGCAAACGCUGGACAUGUGCACCAAGAACAAGCACCGCCUGGCCAUCUUUCCGCUGGUCACGUGUCUCCUCUGCGUCAGCCAGAAAACAUUCUUUUUGCAGUACUGGCACUACUUCCUGGCCAUGUGUUUGUCUCACCUGAAAAACAGAGAUCCCAAGAUGAGCAGAGUUGCCCUGGAAUCUCUGUACCGCUUGCUUUGGGUCUACAUGAUCAGGAUUAAGUGCGAAAGCAACUCUGCGACACAGUCUCGCCUGCAGAGCAUCGUCAACUCUCUUUUCCCCAAGGGUUCAAAGGCCGUCAUGCCAAGAGACACUCCGCUAAAUAUUUUUGUGAAGAUCAUUCAAUUCAUUGCACAGGAGCGUCUGGAUUUCGCCAUGAAGGACAUCGUGUUUGAGCUGUUGUCUGUCGGUCGAUCCAUCAAGGUCAUCAUGACCCCUGAGAGAAUGAGUAUUGGACUGAGGGCCUUCCUAGUGGUCACGGAUUCACUUCAGCAGAAAGAAGGGGAGCCUCCCAUGCCGAGGACUGUUGGCGUUUUGCCAUCUGGUAGCACCCUCCGGGUGAAGAAAACAUACCUGAACAAGAUGCUGACUGAGGACACUGCCAGGAGCAUCGGCAUGUCUAACUACUUUUCUUACGUCCGUCGCACCUUUGACGACAUUCUGCGAGCGUUGGAUUCCCAGUUUGGUAGGCCCCUCAUGAUGACCAAUACACAAAACGUCAACAAGGAACCAGAUGAGUUGAUUUCGGGGGAGCGGAAGCCGCGAAUCGACUUGUUCCGCACAUGUGUUGCCGCCAUUCCUCGACUCAUUCCCGACGGCAUGACUGGACCUGAGUUGGUCGACCUGCUCUCGCGGCUCACAGUGCACAUGGAUGAGGAGCUGCGCGGCCUCGCCUACCAGAGCUUGCAGACGCUGGUCAUGGACUUCCCUGACUGGCGCGACGACGUCAUCCGCGGCUUCACGCAGUUCAUCGUGCGCGACAUUCCGGACACGUCUCCUCAACUGGUUGAUCAAGGACUGCGCAUUCUCUUGCAGCUGCUGACUAAUUGGAAGAACGCGCCACCUGGCGCACCGAAAAGUCUUGAUCCGCACAGAAACAACUCGUUCAUCACUCAUGGACCAUCGUACAAGUCUGAACCAGCAUGGGCAGUGACUCACGUGGUGGAAGGUUUCGCUUUGGUCAUGUUGUGCCAUUGUCGACUGUCAGUCAGGAGGCUGGCCGUGCACAUACUGAAAGAGGCUAAGGCGCUGCUCCAUAUUCUCAACACAGCAAACUGCAGCUCUCCAAAUCCGCCAGUGAUUGACGUGAUAGACAAAUGCUGCGCGCAAGUGCUUGAGCGCUGCUACCAUCUUUUGUCCCCAGCAGAAAAGGCAGCAGCGAUGUCUACAUCUCAUAUAGACCUGCAGUGGAUUGCAGACAGAAAUUCUUCUGUCUGGACGGCAGGCUACACGGAUGAAAACUGCACUGCCUCACGAAGUUCAUCUUGCCUGAACCUGAGUGGCGUGGACCCGUGGAGCGCGUGUUUGUUUGGCCUACUGGAGGAGGGCAGGGUGGUUACUCAGUGUCCGGCUGCCACUAAAUAUUCCUGGCCUGUGGUGUUCGCCCGGCUCAACACGCUCUUCACAGUUGUUGACCCAACACCUGUGAGCGAUAACAGGGCCUCUCUGUUGAGGAGCUCUGCACCUCCCAAAAGACCAGCAAACGACAAAGAUGUGCACUUGUGGCGGAACUACGUCAGUUUCUCCUUCAGGGUGGUACCUACGGUCCCGAGUCCUGUCGUUAGAUGUGCGUCUCCAGAUCUUAGCCUCAGCACCAGUCCCGACAGCUUGCUGGACCGCAUCGAAAGCAAGUCCCCUGGAACUAGUAUUAUGGCUGGUAUGGUGAACGUCACAGGUGGCAGCCUGGCCAGCGGUGUUCUCGGCUCGAGCUUUUCAUCCUUCUCGUCGAACGCCUCAUCAUCUUCAACCUCCUCUACAUCGAGUCUGCACGCAUCCCCAGGAGCCUUGUACAAAUUGGUUGUGCCGCUUCUCAGGUGCGAGUCGACUGACAUCAGAGAUGCUGUCGUCCAGGCCAUCGGCAGGGUCAACCCAGAGGCUCUCAAAGAUUUGAUGGAGGAGCUUGUCCCGUAUGUGAGGGAAGCAGUGGACAGGAAACAAGAAAAUAUGAGGCGCAGAAGGAGAAGAGAUGCCCUCAGGCUGCAGUUGGUGAAGGUUUUUGAACUGGUGGCGGAACAUGGUACUUUCGGAAUUAGUCAAUGCGUUUUGGAUCGAGAUUCGCAAAGCUUGCAUCCAACCUUUGUUGAAUACGUGGAGGGCGCGAGACAGUACCUUGAAAGUGAACCUGACAAGGACUCUUCUGUCGUGAAGGAAGUCAAACUCCACUUCUGCGACUUCCUUCGCAAGAUGCUAAAGAGUUUUUCAAUGGAGUCAAGGAGGACCUUGCUGAAACGGGACCUGCACAAGAAAUUGUUUUGGUUACUCAACGGAUGGACCACCAAAUACAUGGUGAACAACACCGCAAACGCGAGUGGCAAAAAAUGCUGUGAUUUGAGUUAUUCUGCCAACCAAGUGCAGGAUGAAGUGUGUUCGGAACUCGAGUUUGCUGCCCUGCAGGCAAUGUCCGCACUGCUUUCAUGUGGGCCUUGCUUCACCAACCAAGGCCUCUGCUAUGAAGGCAUUUUUUACCCUUGGUUGGACACAAUGCUGGACAGCUCAGAUGAGAAGGUUUCAGAGCUGGCGCGAGACACUGCAGUCCUUUUGCUUGAAUGCAAUCCUGAUGUUGGCUCUCUGCUUGACUGGGCCAUUGAUCGAUGCUACACUGGCAGUCAAGCUGUGGCAGACGGUUGCUUCCUUUCCCUUGCUGCCAUUUUUAGCGCAAGAGAGUACCCAUGUGAUAGUUACGUUGCUGUCAUCAAUGUAACCCUGAUGGCCACUGGCUGUCCAAGACCAGAAGUUCAUGAGGCAGCCCUUCAACUGCUGCAGGUUUUGGACAAGCGAUUCUUUGGGGCUGUCCUCCCCCUUGCUACUGACGGCACAGUUUGUGGCCGUGGCCGAGAAACUUUGGAUUUGCUGCUUUCCAACACCUACUGUCGCUCUCAGCAAUAUCUCUCAAGACAGCUUUCGCAACUCCAUCCUCAGCUCACCAUGCCCAUGUUUUCUGAGGUGUCCCAUCGCCUUCAGACCGCGCGGCCAGAGGUGCGGCAACUUUUGCUGCAAUACCUGCUGCCUUGGCUGUACAACAUGGAGCUGAUUGAUCCCAACGUGCCACCAGGAAAUCCCCUUUCUUACUUCCAAUGCUACAGUUCUGAGGGUCGAGGAAAUUGUAGCAAUGGGAGACGAGAAGGCUGGGGCUCCGCUGAGGCCACUGAGAUGAUUCUUAACAAUGUCUUCUACAUCACUGCAAAGUUUGCUGACAAUCACCCCAAGGAAGUUGAGGCCCUGUGGGCUGCACUGUGUACCUGUUGGCCUAACAACCUCAAAGUCAUCCUCAGAUACUUGCUGAUCGUGUCGGGCAUGUCCCCAGAAAAAUUGCUGCCUUAUGCAAAAAGGGUAGCGGUUUAUGUGGCGCGAGCGCGUCCGGAAAAGCUGCUGGACGAGGUGACAGGCGAACUGCAGGCCGUAGAGACCCUGAACUGCCUGAUUGAGAGAACUGAGACACCUCCUUUCUACAGGCUGACCGCCAUGCGCAAGGCCUCCUCGCACUCCGACGGCCCUGGUGGCGUCAGUGGCAAUCAGGGUGAUGUCGGGGGCGCAGGAGGGCUCCGGGUGGAUAUGGCCAUUGAAAAGGGAACCAUCCAUACCAAGCGACACAGCGGCGAAGAACACAUCAAAACUGGGACUUCCAAGUCGGACUCUGCCCUGAAGGCAAUGGCGGGCUUUGGACCGCAAUGCCGAGCGGAAAAGGUCCGUACUGUCAGUGGUCCUGCUGUGGCCCCAAUGCUGACGCAGACUGAUGAAGGCGUCAUUUCUCCUUCCAUUGACGUUGAGGCCACAGAUGGAAACGAGGCAAACAACCCGAGCAAUUUUGAAUCAGCUUCAAUGCCGUAUCCUCUUCCAAUGCCGGAAUUCGGAGGCUACUUUGCUCCUCUCACUGAGUUCUUGCCUGACAUUUCUCAACCAAUCAGUGGCUUCCACAGGUGCAAUUUGGCGGUGAUGCUGCUGGCUGAUGUGGUGAUCGAUGGAGUGGACGUCGAUUGGUCGAUCCAUGUGCCACUAAUGCUGCACAUGGCCUUCCUGGGGCUAGACCACACUAGGCCGCUGGUGCACGAGCACUGCCGCCGUCUGCUAUUGAACCUGCUGCUUGUGCUUGCCGACCACAAUGACAGCUUCACCGUCGCUCGCACACUGCUUAACUGCAAAACAGCCUCCCUCGGGCUCGGACUUCCUACUCCCUCUUUGCCCGUUAUCAAACAUAACUUCACUGAAUCCGAUGUUGAAUUUGACAUCUAUCUGCAAGGAAACGGUGCUCAAUUGGCGACUCCUGGGGCUGUUUCUCUCACUUCAUCAGGUUUGUUCCAGUUUGAAACGACAUACUCUUUAAAAUUAAUUAAUUUCCAUAACUUAGACGGGGGUUCAGUGACUCCUCCUCCUGUGAUCGUCACAACUGAAGAAAAUUCCGUGUGGAAAGCGAACACUAGCAGUAUCACAACGCCUGACAUUGUCAAAUCCCUAAUUUACUUCCUUUCCUCAAGGGGAACCCAGCCUUUGUGGGGAUACGAGGAUAUCACGGCCAAAGUUUGGUCAAUCCACAGCGCCGAGCAAAUGGACGUUUUCAUGCAGUACAUUCUGCGCGUGUUCCGCGAAUCUCUGCCUCACGCGCUGAUCAGCGAGCGCUGGGCCCAAACUGCGCUGCAGCUCGGCCUCUCUUGCUCCUCCAGGCACUACGCUGGUCGUUCACUGCAGAUCUAUCGCUCACUGCGUGUUCCAAUUACCUCUCGCAUGCUGUCAGACAUUUUGUCUCGAUUGGUGGAAACCGUGGCAGAGCAAGGUGAAGACAUGCAGGGCUACGUUACCGAAUUGCUGCUGACCCUGGAAGCGGCCGUCGACUCUCUCGAGUCUGACUUCCGCUCGCUUGACCUGAUGAAAGAGAUAUUCAAGUCAACCCCAAAUCUAAACAACAAAGACCAACUUAGCUCAGUGGCCAGCUCGCUGAGCAGCAAACGCAACGCGCAGACUGUUGGAGUGGCACAAGGAGCCACGAUAGCGGCGGCCACCAGUGGCCAGGUGAGCGCCUACCCUGCCAUCGCUAACAUCGCUCCCCAUAUCACGCAGCUUGGACACGGACGCAGCACCAGCUACUCAGUGUCGUAUGGGCUGCGCAAGACGUCAGGAUCACCGGCAUCUGAAACCAAGGGUCGAGGUGCAUCUGAUGAAGUCGUCGGCCGCAGCGUGAUCGCGAGUGGUCCGUGUGCAAGCAAAAUCUUCUCUAGCAACCUGUCACGAUCACGCUCUGCGCAAUCGUUGAAGCUACUGGGAGACCAAGCGAGUCAGGACGACAAGCUGACCAUCUUGGCGCAGCUAUUCUGGCUCGCCGUCUCGCUACUCGAGUCCGACUUUGAGCACGAGUUUUUGCUGGCGUUACGACUACUCAACAGAGUGCUGCACAGACUGCCUUUGGACAGGCCAGACUGCAGAGACAAGGUGGAAAAACUGCAGCAGCAGCUGAAGUGGAAUGGUGGAUUCCCAGGCGUGCACUCACUGCUGCUCAAAGGCUGCACGAACCCCUCGACGUAUGAGCCGACCAUUGAGCUACUCAGUAGAUUUACCCUUCUCCUCGAUCUUCCUGUCGUGGAUCCGUCGCAGUCUUUAGCCUUCCCUCUUAACGUUAUGGCACUGCUUCCCUACCUGCUGCACCACUACGAAGACGCAAACCAGCUGUGCGUGCAGAGCGCAGAAAACAUUGCUCAGGUGAGCGCUGAAAAAAGUAAGAAGCUGGAGAAUUUGGGCACCGUCAUGUCGCUGUACAGCAGACGUACAUUCAGCAAGGAGAGUUUCCAGUGGACCAAAUGUGUUGUGAAAUACCUCUACGACACUUACGCGCACUUUGGCCUCACAAUGUUGGCAUUCCUAGUUGAGGUUUUGGAAAAGGGGCCGGCGAUGGUGCAGCUACCCAUUCUCAACAUCAUUCACUGCAUGCUGCACUAUGUCGACCUCAACUCUUCCUCCUCUCGCCCUAUCAACAGCGACCUGCUUCGCGUCAUCGCCAAGUACAUUGAGGGGCCGCACUGGAGGGAGUCGCUGAAGAUCCUGAAGCUAGUGGUGACCAGAUCCUCCACCUUGGUCGCUCCUCCGCUUACAGUACACCCGACUUACUGGGAAAAUAGCAAUUCAGGGGUCAUUCCCCACCCUUCUUUUGCUGACAGCGAAGUCUUCAUGAAAAAGGAGCUUCCAGGUCGUACGAUGGACUUCACUUACGACCUAUCCCAAACACCUGUGAUUGGCCGGAGAUACACAGAGCCGGCAGGCAGAGAAAAGACAGCAGUGUCUCAGACCCACAGCAAUCCUCACAACGCGUCAUCGCCAAGAAGAUCAGUGUCACUCUCUCCCGCGGACAGCGGAAACAUUGCUGGGUGGAAGAGGCCGUGGCUAUGUCAGAGCCGCGUUCGUGAGUGUCUGGUCAACCUGCUGACGACGUGCGGCCAAAGGGUUGGCCUGCCAAAGAGCCCAUCGUUGGUUUUUUUAUCGAGCGCGCUCCGGCGGAUUCCCGUGCAACGAGUGAUCUUCAGCCAGAGCUCUGAUCUAAUGGAGCGCCAGUCAAGUAUGGCUUCAUCCACCGAGGAGGUGUCCGCUCCCAACAAUGACCUAUCCGGCGGAUCACGCAGGGAUGACGCCGCCGACCAGUUUGGGGUCUUCAAGGACUUUGACUUCCUCGAGUAUGAGAGCGAAAGCGUUGAGGGUGAGAGCACGGACAACUUCAACUGGGGAGUACGUCGUCGGCCGCUCAGCGACGGUGGCACUGACGUCGACCUCAGCUCUCAGCCAGUCAGCGAAAAUCUCGUCACAGAACGAGAGACUACCCCUGUGUUGCCGCACCACCGCCGUGUCGGUGGGCACGACGAGUCUUCGGACGACGAGGUUGGCUCCGAGUCGCCGCUGGAUGAGGUCGGCCUUCCGCAGGACUACACCGGAGCAGGCAGCACGGCUGGGUCGGCGGCAGGUGCCAGCGGGGUCUUCCCACCUUCCUCGCUUAGCAUCAGGGAGAGGACUAGACACGAUUCGGGCACAAGAUCAGACACUUCUGGUUCAAGUGCUGGUGACCUAGGCGACGUGACUCCAUGCAACGCGUCACCAAGCAUUCCUGCUUUUCGAGCGUACACCCGAGGCGACGCUGAGGAAGUGUGGCGCCGACACAUGCAAGGCCUACUCAUGCUAGUUCCGACAGCACCGCCAUUGCGGCUCUUCCAGCUCCUCAGGAGGCUCGCACGCGAUGUCUGCAUCAAGGCCACAGGAAUGACUUGGGACGUGGGUCGCCUUCUGUCAGCUCCAUGCCCUGCACUGUGCACGCCGGUCGGACAGAUUGCAGAGCUGCUGGCGAGCGGCAAGGCUGAGCCGCCGUUGGUGUGGUUCAGCUACGAGGUGCUCUCCCCCGCAGGAACCCGCUUCACAGACCAACUCAGGUUCGGCGCCCUGGAGGUGCAGGAGCACCUGGAGACUUUCCUCGACAGACGCGACGCAGCCAUCGAGAGCAUGAACUCUGUUCGCUCAUCAAUGAAGAUGCAGCUGGGCAACGAGCCCUCUGGCGUCACCGACGUGCCGACCUCAGUGCUGGUUGAGGCCGGCCGCUCUCUAUACAAACUUCUCUUCCAGUUAGUCCUGCUGCUGGAGGCUACACACAAAAUGGUCAAUGCGCUUUCCACCACGGCAAAGGCCUGCCAGCUGACGGACGUUUCAAACGAGGUGUCUUCGCUGGAGAGCCACCUGGUAGGUGCGCUUGACGACGGAGUGGGCCUUGUGGCGUCUGGAAACUGGAGCAGUAGUGGUGGCGCCGAUUCGUCCGGCACCCCCACUCCAACCCCCAGUCCCGCGCACAGCAUCGUCGCUGGCUCAGGCGGUAGCAAGGACGAGGCGGCCGCUGACGGCGAGGCAGGACACAUCAUCGACCUGCUGAAAGAAGGAAAGUGGAAUGCCGCCCUCGGCUCCUCUCGCAGGUUCAGAACAUCUCUACUGGGAACUGAUGCUGUUUUGGCACAGUAUGAAGACGAUAUUACCACAAUUCUACACGUUUAUUGCAGACAUUUGGCUAAGGAUAGACCUGACAUAUUUGUGAUCACUCGUUCGCCACGGGAGGGCAGCGAUGCCAUUUCCCGCUUGCUGGAGGCUCUGUUCCAAAUGCUAGCCGUGCUAGGUACCCUGGAGCCCACCACAGCCCCAAGGAGUCCUGCGCCCACGAGGGCCCAGCUCGACUCCCUGCUGCAGCGCACCGACUGUUGAGCUCCCAAAAGUCUGCGUUAUCUCACUAUGUUAGCAUUUUAAUUUUUUAAUCUCCUCUGUGCAUAUUAUAUGUUCAUGAUCCAGACGGAAAUAAACGUUGUGGUGUAGUAACAAAA
Messenger RNA from Cloeon dipterum, 10115 nucleotides. RefSeq names its product Protein furry (gene fry). Gene Ontology annotation, biological process: neuron projection development; cell morphogenesis. The record is from RefSeq and is a predicted model, not a curated record. The coding region runs from base 142 to 9999 and encodes 3285 amino acids. Gene Ontology annotation, cellular component: site of polarized growth; cell cortex. The transcript has 53 exons. NCBI's taxonomy places the organism in Eukaryota, Metazoa, Arthropoda, Insecta, Ephemeroptera, Baetidae.